AUGGCCUCGGCUCUUACCUCUGACAUCCCUUCCGCGGACCCAGCAUGGCACCGCCGUCAUGAUCACCCCUACUUCAAAGAAAGUCAUCACAAAUUGCAAAGGUUUGUUCGUGAAUAUGUGAAUCGAGAAAUUGCUCCCAAUGUCGAGGAAUGGGAAAAGCAAGGAUAUGUACCGGAAGCUGCAUUCAAAAGACAUGCAUCUUUAGGCUUCUUAGCAGCUUCUGCAUUUCCUCUCCCGAAGGAUUAUAUAAAAGGAUUGACAUUGCCAGCCGGACUCAAUGUUGAUGAGUGGGAUGAAUUUCACGAUGCUAUAAUCAUUGACGAAAUGGCUCGUUGCGCCUGUUUGGGAACGGUCUGGGGCAUAAACGGCGGUGCGACAGUCGGCGGACCACCAAUUGAUCACUAUGGUACCCCAACACAGAAAGGAAAGUACCUAGCGCCUCUGCUACGAGGCGAGCAGAGACAUUGCCUUUGUGUCACGGAGCCUGCCGCUGGCUCUGAUGUUGCCGGAUUGACCACCACUGCCAAGAAAACACCCGAUGGAAAGCAUUACAUUCUGAAUGGAGAGAAAAAAUGGGUGACGCAAGGACAAUGGGCCGAUCAUGGCCUGGUCGCUGCUCGAACAGGCCCGCCUACUGCCAAGGGUCUCUCGGUUUUCAUCGUUCCACUGGCAACUGAAGGAAUUUCGAGAAGGAAAAUCGAGAACUCCGGUGUCAGCUCCAGUGGCUCGACUUUCAUGGAAUUUGACGAGGUACUCGUACCAGCCGAGAACCUACUUGGACAAGAAAAUCACGGAUUCGAAAUCAUCAUGUCCACCUUCGCUCAUGAGCGCCUUUGGGUUGGCAUAACCGCCCUGCGACUUGGCCGAAUUGCCUACGAAGACUCCUACCGCCAUGCGCUAAAGCGCGAGACCUUCGGAAAACCACUCUUCGAGAACCAGGUCAUCCGGCAGAAAUUCUCUCGAAUGGCAAAUAUGCUCGAACCCACCCAAGCAUUCAUGGAAGAAUUGGUAUAUCGGUCGGUUCGAAUGCCUUCUCUGAAUUUCUCGCCGUUGGCUGCGAUGCUUAAGGUGCAGGCUGCUCACAAUCUGGAGAAAAUAUCUCGGGAGUCUCAGCAAGUCUUUGGUGGACUUGGAUACUCUCGUCAGGGACAAGGCCAGCGAGUGGAACAGAUAAGUCGGGAUGUGCGGGUUUUGGUGGUAAGUGGAGGUAGUGAAGAGAUCCUGCUUGAUAUGAUUGCCAAGCAGCAGCGGAAGUUGGCUCAUCUGUGA
Molecule: messenger RNA, 1269 nt
Organism: Penicillium longicatenatum
Lineage: Eukaryota; Fungi; Ascomycota; Eurotiomycetes; Eurotiales; Aspergillaceae
Product: acyl-CoA dehydrogenase family protein
Exons: 7
Coding region: 1-1269 (422 amino acids)
Molecular function (GO): acyl-CoA dehydrogenase activity; flavin adenine dinucleotide binding
Source: RefSeq, a predicted model, not a curated record